AUGACCGCCGGAAACGCAGCAGCACCUGCGAAAGCGCCAGUCGGCAAACUUGGAGAAGGAGCCUUCAAGGACAAGGAGAAGCCAACUCAUAUCCGAAUGUCCAACAUUGAAGCCGCCAAGGCCGUUGCAGACGCUGUCCGAACCUCCCUUGGUCCCAAGGGUAUGGAUAAAAUGAUCAAGGACGACAAGGGUAACGUCACAAUCACCAACGAUGGUGCCACUAUUCUCCAGCGAAUGAAGGUCCUCCACCCAGCUGCUCGUAUGCUUGUCGAACUCAGUAAAGCUCAAGAUAUUGAGGCUGGAGACGGAACCACAACUGUCGUUGUUGUCUGCGGUGCCCUACUUGAAGCUGCCAAGAAGCUUUUGAGCCAUGGUAUCCAUCCAACCAAGAUCUCGGAUGCCUUCCAGCGGGCUGCUUCCGAAGCCUUCAAUGUCAUCGAAACGAUGAAGAUCGAAUUCGAUCUUUCAAACAAGGAAGCCAUGAUGAAAGCCUGUGCCACCUCUCUCAGCUCCAAAGUCAUCAACACUCAUUCUCUCCACAUGAGUGAGCUGUGCAGCAACGCCGUCUUGAAGGUCGCCGAUCCAGAGAAGAACUCGCUCGAUCUCAAGGACAUCAAAAUCGUUGCCAAGGUUGGAGGCACCUUAGACGAUACCGAGCUUGUUGAUGGUCUCUGCUUGGACAGCAAUGCGAUGGGCACCACUAGACGAAUGGAGAAGGCCAAGGUUGCGUUGAUUCAAUUCCAGCUUUCUCCACCAAAGACUGACAUGGAAAACCAGGUCGUCAUCAACGACUACAGUCAAAUGGAUCGAGUCCUAAAGGAAGAGCGACAGUACACUCUUAACCUCGUCAAGGCGAUCAAAAAAUCCGGAGCCAACGUGCUCCUCGUCCAAAAGAGCAUCCUUCGAGAUGCUAUCUCUGAUUUAGCUAUUCACUACUUGAACAAGCUCAAAAUUAUGGUCAUCAAGGACAUCGAACGAACUGACGUGCCUUUUAUUUGCAAAACUCUUGGAUGUCACCCUGUCGCCUCAGCUGAUCACUUUACGCCUGAAGCCCUUGCCAACGUUGACCUUGUCGAAGAGAUCUCGAUCGGUGGUGAAUCCAACUGCACCAAGUUUACUGGAAUUCAAAAUGCUGGAAAGACUGUUUCUCUUCUCAUCCGAGCUUCCAACGAAAAUCUCCUCGCCGAGGCUGAUCGAUCAAUCCACGAUGCUCUCUGCGUCCUCAGAUGCCUUGUCAAGAAGCGAGCUCUCGUAGCUGGAGGCGGAGCUGUCGAGUCUGAGCUGGCACUCAAACUUGGUCAGCGAGCCAAGGAAAUCGGUGGUGUUGAUGGCUACUGUCUCCAGCGAUACGCUGAAGCCAUGGAGGUCGUUCCAUACACUCUUGCCGAAAAUGCUGCUCUGAAUCCUAUUGAAGUGGUUACUGAGUUGAGAAAACGACAUAAUGCUGGUGAAAACAGCGCGGGUAUCAACGUCAGAAAGGCUGGCGUGAGCGACAUGCAACGAGAAGAUGUUCUCCAGCCGAUGCUCGUGUCGACUUCUAUGAUCACACUUGCUACAGAGACUGUGCGUUCUAUUCUCAAAAUCGACGACAUCGUCAACGUCGUCGGUCGAGGCUAA
Messenger RNA from Oikopleura dioica, 1617 nucleotides. The record is from the annotation of a GenBank genome assembly. Lineage: Eukaryota; Metazoa; Chordata; Appendicularia; Copelata; Oikopleuridae.